CGAGAUGGUGCAGGCCAGUUGUCGCUACACCUUGACUACCCGGCGGAGACGAACCUAGCUGUAACGGAGAACUCUUAGUUGACGUGAUAGUCUGCGGAAGGGACGUCGUCGUCAUCAAGUAACGUUCUGGAGAUAUUUCCAGAGUACUUGCUGCCAUUGUCUGGAGGAUUACUUGAGGAAAGUACAGGCGGCUCUAGAUUCACCGCCUUACCUUGCACAGAAUCGUUAGCUGAAGGUGAGAGGUAGUGUGAGAACACGAGCAAGCAGUGGUACUGGUGAAGAAGACAGACGCACUUCGUCGGGUUUGUUCAGGUUCCUCAGCCUUGAGAAGUGAGAUGGCAAGAGUCAUGGCGUCGCAGAACCACAGUGAGCAAGAAGUUAAGAUAAUUGAAUCGUGUGAAUGGGAAGCCAGCAGUGCGAGGGAGAUGUUACUAGUAAUGCCAGACGUUGGAAACCGGCUUUCUAGUGUGCAGGAUGCGGACUCUAUCCUUCGUAACUCUCCAACGCAAAGUGAUGCGUUACCUGUGGACGGUAGCCGUGAUUAUCAAACGGGUUCAUCAGGAAGAUCAAAUGCUAAUUUUGAACAGCUGAACAGUGAAUCUUUUAAUAUAUACAAUAAACCUGUAAGUCAGAAAAGCACAAAAAGUGAGAUUAACAUUUUACCGGAAUCUUUGGCCACUGGCACAGUGCCUCGUGUAAGCAGUGAAAGUGCCAAUAUUAAUAUGGGAGCAUAUGUUAGUACAACAACUUACAAGUCAAGAAAUGAAGCAGAAUCUGCAUCGUCACAGAACAGCCUUGGAGGAAUGUAUAGUGGGUCAUCUUCAAACUAUCUUUCUCCCCACAGAUCUGCAUUUGAGUCUGAUUUUAAAGUUAAUAGAGAGCAUGAUACUUCUGAGUGUUUAACACCAGAAUUAAUACCCAUAGGUUUUAAUCAAAAUGCUUCAGUGAACAACAAUUACCUCUGGCAUUCAGGAAUGAGCUCCAACGCAGUCCAAACCUCCCAGAUAUCUUCUAAAAUUAAACAAAAAAUUACGCUGAAUAAAAAAAUGAAACUUUAAACACGGUCUCUCUGGGCGUAAAACUGAUUAUCAGGACUGCCAGGCUCUGGAAAAUCAACAUUGGCCGAAGAACUGAAGGGCGCGACUGGUCAUUCUCUCUACAGAUGAUUUUUAUAGCAAAUGUGGUAAAUAUGACUGAUCAUAUGAGCGUGGCUGAAGUAUGUUGACCAGAUCACACACAAGGUGAAGGGACGACGACGUUUCGGUCCGUCCUGGAUCAUUCUCAAUUGGUCUUCUUCCAAAAUAAAAUAAUCUUUCCUGCCUCAACACUAAACAGACGCCUUCUUGUUGGACCUGCUCUAAUACACAACCUACUCAAAAUGAACUAGUCCUGGCUUUGUUGCUGUUGACUCUUCCCUUUCAGUGUAUAUGCUCUAAUCUUUCUAACAAAAGAUUAAAGCAUUUGAGUAUAUACUGUGAAAGGGAAGAGUAAACGGCAACAAAGCCAGGAC
Procambarus clarkii (red swamp crayfish) is the source of this 1510-nucleotide messenger RNA. Lineage: Eukaryota; Metazoa; Arthropoda; Malacostraca; Decapoda; Cambaridae. The record is from RefSeq and is a predicted model, not a curated record.